AUGGAACAAGAAGGCAUUGAUGUGGCCCUCCUGCAGGAACCCUGGAGGAUAGGCGAGAAAAUUGCUGGUCUAUCAUCUAAACAAGGUAAGGUUUUAUGCACGCCUAGGCCCAUAAGACCAAGAGCGUGCAUAAUUCAUAGUAAUAGAGUAGAUUGUACACUAAUACCGGUGCUCUGCACCGAUGAUGUAGUUACAGCUAUUCUAACACUAACCACGGAAGAAGGAGAAAAGAGAAUGGUGAUAUGCUCAGCCUACUUCCCUGGCGAUGAAGCUCAAUGUCCACCUAGCAUUAUAAGCGACGUACUUGCAUUCUGCCUAGAAAAAGGAAUACAGCUCAUUAUAGGAUGUGAUGCCAACGCACAUCAUACCGUGUGGGGCGGCACUAACAUCAAUACUAGAGGUGAGUCUGUUUUAAAUUUCACCUUAUCUGAGGGUUUACUAAUAUCCAAUAUAGGAAAUAAACCUACGUUUGUCACUAGGGCUCGUAAAGAAGUUUUAGACUUAACUCUUUGCACAGGCAAGGUAAGUGAUAACAUAACAAACUGGCAUGUGUCGGACGAACCGUCGUGUUCGGACCACAGACAUAUUCGGUUUGACCUUAAUAUCUUUCCGUCAGAAAUCAAAUACCGUAACCCAAGAGAUACAAACUGGAUAGGAUUUAGAAUGUCUCUCAGUAGGUAUCUAGACGGUAAUACGGAACAGAUAAAGGGCGUAGAAGCUCUAAACUCGACAGUGGAAAGGGUAAGCGAAGCAAUUGUGAUGAAAACUGUCCAGAAAAAACUAAGAAAAACACGGGUAGCAAUACAGUCUGGUGGAGCAAGGGCUUGA
Molecule: messenger RNA, 828 nt
Organism: Sitophilus oryzae (rice weevil)
Lineage: Eukaryota; Metazoa; Arthropoda; Insecta; Coleoptera; Curculionidae
Exons: 1
Coding region: 1-828 (275 amino acids)
Molecular function (GO): catalytic activity
Source: RefSeq, a predicted model, not a curated record